Messenger RNA from Thamnophis elegans (Western terrestrial garter snake), 1279 nucleotides. Its product is annotated as peroxisomal membrane protein 4-like. NCBI's taxonomy places the organism in Eukaryota, Metazoa, Chordata, Lepidosauria, Squamata, Natricidae. The transcript has 2 exons. Bases 16 to 513 code for a protein of 165 amino acids. The record is from RefSeq and is a predicted model, not a curated record. Gene Ontology annotation, cellular component: peroxisomal membrane.
CAGGGAAAUAGCAUUAUGUGUAAUAAUUGUUCCUUGUUUCUUCCCUUCAGCCUAAAGGAAAAAUUGAAAGCAAUUCUUCAAGCUACCUAUACUCAUUCCAAAAACCUGGCCUACUUUGUAUUCACUUAUAAGGGUUUGAUGGCCAUGCAGUCACGAAUGCAAGGAAAGAAGAUUCCAUUUCAUUCUUUCCUCGCAGCCUUCAUUGUGGGCUGGUUAGUGUUUGGGGAAAAUAAUAAUAUUAACAGCCAGAUAAAUAUGUAUCUAUUAUCUCGUAUCCUGUUUGGCUUGUCUCGAUUGGCAGUAGAGAAGGGUUAUAUCCCACAGCCCAAACAAGAUCCCUUUCCACUUUUUGCUGCUGUGGUUUGGGGGAUUGUUCUUUGGCUCUUUGAGUAUCACCGGCACACUCUACAACCAUCACUACAAUCAUCCAUGACCUACUUAUAUGAGGACAGUAAUGUUUGGCAUGAUGUUUCUGACUUCCUUGUACAUAAUAAAAGAUCUACUACCAAAUAAUCCUAACAACUAUUUGGAUAAUAACACAUUCCAAUGGUGAUUAAAAAGAUGUAUAUCUGAGCAUCCUUUGUAAUACUGCAUUUAUUUAUAUUAACAUUGGAUAUUAAUUUCUACUUGAAGUCUGUCCACAAUGUUUAGUAUAGAUUGCUGAUUUCUGCUAAUUGGCGCUUGAGUAUUUUACAAGCAAAAUAUUUUCUUCCUUUUUUCUUCAAGAUAUCCAGUUUUCCCUUCUAUACUACCAGCUGAGGAAAAUAUCUCUUAAUUGUUUUAAAAUCAAGAAAUAUUAAUUAAAUGUUAAAAGGAUCAGAUGACACAAGUAACUUUUGCAACUGGUGUCAUCUACAAUUUCUUCGGCAACAAACACAUUUGUUCAGCAAACAAAUUUUCUGCAUGAUGGAUAUCAUUUGAUAAUGAUCUUGAUCUGUAGUUAUGGUAUUUCGAAGUGUUAUUGCUUAUGUUUUGUUUAUCCAUACCUCUUUUCUAGGUUAUAAGGACAGAUAACAGAUCAAACAAAUUUUAAAGCUGGCUUUUAAAAAAUUAUGCACUUUUUAAAUUCAGUUGCAUAAAUAAUGACACAAAAAUUGGGAUGCUUUUAAGUACACCAUCUUACAAAAUGCUUAAGAUUUAGUAAUGUUAGCAAAUAGAGAAGAAAUAGGUUUUAUUUCUUGGGUUUCUAAAAUGAAAGAAGAGAGUAGAUAGUAUGGUGAAUAUAGGAAGCGUGUCAAAUAGGUUAUUCUUGUUAUGAAAUCCUGUGUUAUUUAGUGUG